This is a messenger RNA of Aspergillus aculeatus ATCC 16872, 1083 nucleotides long. RefSeq names its product quinone oxidoreductase family protein. Lineage: Eukaryota; Fungi; Ascomycota; Eurotiomycetes; Eurotiales; Aspergillaceae. The coding region runs from base 1 to 1002 and encodes 333 amino acids. Gene Ontology annotation, biological process: cellular response to oxidative stress. The record is from RefSeq and is a predicted model, not a curated record. Gene Ontology annotation, molecular function: quinone reductase (NADPH) activity; zinc ion binding. The transcript is spliced from 2 exons. Gene Ontology annotation, cellular component: cytoplasm.
AUGUCCGUCCCUCAGACUAUGAAGGCCGUCCAGGUCGAAAAGCUGGGCGGUCCCGAGGUCCUCGAGUUCAAAGCCGACCAGCCCGUGCCCAGUGCCCAGGAGGGCCAAGUGCUGGUCAAGAACCACAUCUCGGGCGUGAACUACAUCGACACCUACUUCCGGACCGGACUGUACCCGUCCGCGAAGCCCGAGAUCCUCGGGCGGGAGGGCGCCGGCACCAUCGUGGCGCUGGGCCCGGGGCCCAACCCGUACAACCUGCAGGUUGGGGAUCGGGUCGCCUGGCUCAGCACGGGCGGCUACGCCGAGUACACUGCCGUGCCCAUGGCCAAGACGGUCAAGAUCCCCGAGGGACUCUCCGACGAGGACGUGAUGGCCGCGUUCCUGAGCGGCCUAACCGUCAUCACCCUGGCCAAGGAGACCUACCCGGUCAAGCAGGGCGAGUGGGUGCUGCUGCAUGCUGCCGCGGGCGGGGCGGGCACCCUCAUGACGCAGGUGCUCAAGUCGAUCGGCGCCAAGGUCAUCGGCACGGCCGGGGGUCCGGAGAAGUGCGAGCUGGCCAAGAGCCUCGGCGCGGAUGUGGUGAUCGACUACCGCAGUGAGGCCGGCAAGGACUGGCCCCAGAAGGUCAAGGAGAUCACGGGGGGUCAGGGUGUGGAUGUGGUCUUCGACUCCGUCGGCAAGGACACCUGGGAGGGAAGCUUGGAGGCCGUGAAGCGCAAGGGUACCAUCGUCUGGUUCGGUAAUGCCAGUGGUCCGGUGCCACCGUUGCCUCUACAGAAGCUCUCCCCCAAGUGUGUCAAGGUUGCUCGACCUCAGCUGUUCGGCUACAUUGAGACUCGCGAGGAGUUUGAGUUCUACGUCAACGAGCUCUUCUCGUUGCUCCAGUCAAACAAGCUCAAGGCUAGAGUCCAUAAGGUCUAUCCUUUGGAGGAUGUCGCCGAGGCACACCGUGAUCUGGAAGGCCGUAAGACCACCGGAAAAUUGCUUCUGAAGUCGUCUUAGGCUUGAUGCUGUUGAUCAUAAUGAGUGUAUGUUCGUUGAAGAUGGUAAUACUAGGCUUCUAUAUAAGAGAUUUGAACAAUC